Messenger RNA from Psammomys obesus (fat sand rat), 2381 nucleotides. RefSeq names its product SATB homeobox 2 (gene Satb2). The transcript is spliced from 10 exons. Gene Ontology annotation, biological process: regulation of transcription by RNA polymerase II; chromatin remodeling. NCBI's taxonomy places the organism in Eukaryota, Metazoa, Chordata, Mammalia, Rodentia, Muridae. The record is from RefSeq and is a predicted model, not a curated record. Gene Ontology annotation, molecular function: RNA polymerase II cis-regulatory region sequence-specific DNA binding; DNA-binding transcription factor activity, RNA polymerase II-specific. Bases 52 to 2253 code for a protein of 733 amino acids.
GCGUUUUAUUGCGACCUGCCGGUGGGAACUUUGUCUCCAAAUCGGAGCAGCAUGGAGCGGCGGAGCGAGAGCCCGUGUCUGCGGGACAGCCCCGACCGAAGGAGCGGCAGUCCCGACGUCAAGGGGCCUCCCCCGGUGAAGGUGGCCCGGCUGGAGCAGAACGGCAGCCCCAUGGGAGCCCGCGGGAGGCCCAACGGCGCCGUGGCCAAGGCCGUGGGAGGUUUGAUGAUUCCAGUCUUCUGUGUGGUGGAGCAGUUGGAUGGCUCUCUCGAAUAUGACAACAGAGAAGAACAUGCCGAGUUCGUCUUGGUGCGAAAAGAUGUGCUUUUUAGCCAGCUGGUGGAGACCGCGCUCCUGGCCCUGGGGUAUUCUCACAGCUCUGCAGCUCAGGCCCAAGGAAUAAUCAAGCUGGGGAGGUGGAACCCUCUCCCCCUCAGCUAUGUGACAGACGCCCCUGAUGCGACUGUGGCCGACAUGCUGCAAGAUGUCUAUCACGUUGUGACGCUGAAGAUCCAAUUACAAAGUUGCUCGAAGUUGGAAGACUUGCCCGCGGAGCAAUGGAACCAUGCCACGGUCCGAAAUGCCUUAAAGGAACUGCUCAAAGAGAUGAACCAGAGCACGCUAGCCAAAGAAUGCCCUCUCUCCCAGAGUAUGAUUUCAUCCAUUGUAAAUAGCACAUAUUAUGCCAAUGUGUCAGCAACCAAGUGCCAGGAGUUUGGGAGAUGGUAUAAAAAGUAUAAGAAGAUUAAAGUGGAGAGAGUGGAGCGGGAAAACCUUUCAGACUAUUGUGUUCUGGGCCAGCGUUCAAUGCAUUUACCAAAUAUGAACCAGCUGGCAUCCCUGGGCAAAACCAACGAACAGUCUCCUCAUAGCCAAAUCCACCACAGUACUCCAAUCCGAAACCAAGUGCCCGCCUUACAGCCCAUCAUGAGCCCUGGUCUGCUCUCACCCCAGCUCAGUCCACAGCUUGUCAGGCAGCAAAUAGCCAUGGCCCAUCUGAUAAACCAACAGAUUGCCGUUAGCCGGCUCCUGGCUCACCAGCAUCCUCAAGCCAUCAACCAGCAGUUCUUGAACCAUCCACCUAUCCCCAGAGCAGUUAAGCCAGAGCCAACCAACUCCUCUGUGGAAGUCUCUCCUGAUAUCUACCAGCAAGUUAGAGAUGAGCUGAAGAGGGCCAGCGUGUCUCAAGCUGUCUUUGCAAGAGUGGCAUUCAACCGCACACAGGGAUUACUGUCAGAGAUACUGCGCAAGGAAGAGGACCCCAGGACCGCGUCUCAGUCUCUCCUUGUAAACCUGAGGGCCAUGCAGAACUUCCUCAAUCUGCCGGAAGUGGAGCGUGAUCGCAUUUACCAGGACGAGCGGGAGCGUAGCAUGAACCCCAAUGUGAGCAUGGUCUCCUCUGCCUCAAGCAGCCCCAGCUCCUCCCGAACCCCACAGGCCAAAACCUCGACACCGACAACAGACCUUCCUAUUAAGGUGGACGGCGCCAACGUCAACAUCACAGCUGCCAUUUAUGAUGAGAUCCAACAGGAGAUGAAAAGGGCCAAGGUGUCUCAAGCCCUGUUUGCCAAAGUGGCUGCAAACAAAAGUCAGGGCUGGCUCUGUGAACUGCUUCGCUGGAAGGAGAACCCCAGCCCAGAAAACCGCACCCUGUGGGAGAAUCUCUGCACCAUCCGCCGCUUCCUGAAUCUUCCCCAGCACGAGAGGGACGUGAUCUACGAGGAAGAAUCAAGACAUCACCACAGCGAGCGCAUGCAGCACGUGGUCCAGCUCCCACCGGAGCCUGUGCAGGUCCUUCAUCGACAGCAGUCCCAGCCGCCCAAGGAGAGCUCCCCUCCCAGAGAAGAAGCGCCCCCGCCCCCUCCUCCAGCUGAAGACAGCUGUGCCAAAAAACCUCGGUCUCGCACGAAGAUCUCCUUGGAAGCCCUGGGCAUCCUCCAAAGCUUCAUCCACGAUGUAGGCCUCUAUCCGGACCAGGAAGCCAUCCACACACUCUCAGCCCAGCUCGAUCUCCCCAAACACACCAUCAUCAAGUUCUUCCAGAACCAGAGGUACCACGUGAAGCAUCAUGGCAAGCUGAAGGAACACCUGGGCUCUGCCGUGGAUGUGGCCGAGUAUAAGGACGAGGAGCUGCUGACGGAAUCAGAGGAGAACGACAGUGAGGAAGGCUCCGAGGAAAUGUACAAGGUGGAGGCCGAGGAGGAGAAUGCUGAGAAAAACAAGGCGGCGCCUGCAGAAACCGACCAGAGAUAAUGUGAACUCCACCAGGCAAAGCAAUAUAUGGGUCCAAGGACUUUCUGUUUUAGUUUCUUAAAAAAAAAAAAAAAUCUUCUUGGCUUUGUUUUAUUUUGUUUUGUUUUUAAAUGUCUGUUUUAUUUUUC